AUGAACAUUGGUAGCUUAAACGAAUUUUUAGACUUUGAGUGCAAGACUUAUGAAAAACACAUUUAAUAAAUUAGAAAUUAUUCAGUGCCUAAUCCAAUCGAGAAAGUCCAAACAAAGUAAAUUAAGUCAAAUCGAGCAAUAGAAUUAUUAACGUUAAGGAAUAAUAUUCAACGAUAUAAUCAAUAAUUAUAGGCUGCUUUUCAAAAAAGAAGGAAAAAACCUGUUUAGAAAUCAAUGGUUGUUGAAAAACCUUAGACGGUUAAAAGGCAUUAAUUGGCAUCAAUUUAAAUAAAAUCUCCUAAUUAUUUAGGUUUGUUUGAUAAGGGCAAAGUGUUCGAUGAUUCAGUUCCAGUUUCAAGGUAAUUAUGAUGUCUUUCUUGCAUAGCUUAAAGUAGAAACAUCACUUACUAAAAACAGUCAAUGAUGUGAAGUAAGAACAAAAUAAAGACAAAAUAAACUCUUUGAUUGAUCAAGCUUAUGUUAGAAUGUAGGAGGAGUUCAACAAUCAUAGUCAAAGUAUUUGAUUACUACAAUUAGCAAGAUCAUAGGAGAGAUAGCAAUAUAUCACAAAAUAUGAAACUUAUAAUAAAGUACAACAUAACAAUGAGGAAAUCAAAGUUGAGGUUGAGAAUCAAGAAAACAGCGAAGCUUCUUCUUUGGAGAUUGAAGGUAUGAGUGCAAUUAAGACUUAGUGCAAACAACUAGAAAAUUCAAAAAAACUUAAUAGAAUGAAGUGAAGAAAAAAUUAGAUGCGAAAAAAAUAAUUCAGCAAUUUCCAUAAAAGAGAUGGAGCAAAAUCAGAAAUCUUAGUUAUUCUUCACCCAAUGAAUGCAAGAGUUAAAAUUAAUAGUUAGAACUUAACAGUAUUAAAUUUAUCGAAUAGAUAAUUGAAACUGGUAAAAAUAAAAAGAAAUAAACGGGUGACGCCAUUGAUAAAUUAGAAAGGAUUGCCAAUUAGUUAUUAGAUUGA
Paramecium octaurelia is the source of this 970-nucleotide messenger RNA. The record is from the annotation of a GenBank genome assembly. NCBI's taxonomy places the organism in Eukaryota, Ciliophora, Oligohymenophorea, Peniculida, Parameciidae.